This is a messenger RNA of Sporothrix schenckii 1099-18, 1992 nucleotides long. RefSeq lists its product as uncharacterized. The transcript is spliced from 5 exons. Gene Ontology annotation, biological process: transport. NCBI's taxonomy places the organism in Eukaryota, Fungi, Ascomycota, Sordariomycetes, Ophiostomatales, Ophiostomataceae. Gene Ontology annotation, molecular function: transporter activity. The record is from RefSeq and is a predicted model, not a curated record. Bases 1 to 1992 code for a protein of 663 amino acids.
AUGGUCGGAGGAACGGGCCAGAAGCUGGCCGAGACGACGGUGAUCUUGGCCGGUGCCGCAUCGUUGGCCGCGACGCUGAUGUCGAUCGUGUCCAUAUGGCUUCAGCUGAAAAACUACCGCAAACCGCUCCUGCAGCGAUAUGUCGUCCGUAUUCUUUUGAUGGUCCCCAUCUACUCCAUAUCGUCCUUUUCCAGCAUGAUAUCGACCACCGCCGCCCAAUUCCUCGACCCCAUCCGAGACAUCUACGAGGCCUUCACCAUCUAUACAUUCUUCCAGCUCCUUAUCAACUAUCUCGGCGGCGAGCGCUCGCUCAUCAUAAUGACCCAUGGCCGUGAACCCAUCUCCCACCUGUGGCCCUUGAACCACGUUCUCCCCCCCGUCGACAUCUCUGACCCCCACUCCUUCCUCGGCAUCAAGCGCGGCAUCCUGCAGUAUGCCUGGCUCAAACCUCUCCUGGGCAUCGCCGCCAUCGUCAUGAAGGCCACUGGCACCUACCAGGAGGGCUACAUUGGUCUCAACUCGGGCUAUUUCUGGAGCGGUAUCAUCUACAACCUCAGCGUCACCGUCAGCCUGUACUCGCUGGGUCUCUUCUGGGUCUGCAUGAACAAGGACCUGACGCCCUUCCGGCCCGUGCCCAAGUUUUUGUGUGUCAAGCUCAUCAUCUUUGCCUCGUACUGGCAGGGCUUUUUGCUUUCCAUCCUCGUGUUCCUGGGCGCCCUGCCAGACAACGUCGAGGGCUACACGCCCGACAACCUGGCCGCGGCUAUCCAGGACGCCCUGAUCUGCAUCGAGAUGCCCGGUUUUGCCGUGGCCCACUGGUACGCCUUCUCGUGGCAGGACUACGCCGACGACACCGUGUCGGCGGCCCGGCUGCCUGUCAAGUACGCCGUGCGGGACGCGUUUGGCAUCCGCGACCUCAUUGAAGACUCCAAGCUCACGUUCCGCGGCGACAACUAUGCUUACCGUGACUUUGACUCCAACGACAAGAUCAUGGCCCAUGCUGACUCGCGCUCGCGUGUCGCCCGCCUCAAGGCGGGUAUGCGCUACGAACGUGGCGGCAAGGGCAAGUACUGGAUCCCCAGUCCCAACAAGACGAACAAUGCCAACGAACCUGACCCGUACACACCGUUGCUGGGUGGAAACAAUAGCGACGGCAGCAGUGGCCGGAAGAACAGCAGCGGCCACGGCAACGGCAACGGCAACGGUGAUUAUGGAAAUGGCAAUGCCGGCCCGAGUAGGAGCAACUCGCAUUCGCAGACAACCGACGACUAUUUCGGCGAGCUGGCGCUCGACGAGGACAUGGAGGAGCUGUACGGCAAAGCUCGCAAGCUCGAGUACGGCGAUUGGAACUAUCCCGUCGUCCCGGCCAACGUCCCGUCCCGGGCUGCCCGGUGGCGAACUACAGCCUUGGGCGGUACCUACGAGCCGGUUCCCGGCUACUACUCGCCUGUGUCCCCUGUGACGCCCGAUCUGAGCGGCGGCCCGCGACGAAGCGGCACCAACGCCAGUGGUGGUGCCAGUGGUGGUGGAAGCGACCGUGAAUCUGGCCCCGGCAACAGAGGAGACGCAACCCCGGCUGCGCCAGAGGCUAUUGUCGUGUCCAAAAAGAAGAAGGGCAAGGGGAAGCAGAAGCAGUCUGGUGCCCUGCCAACGGCCGACAAGACGUCGGACAAGUCGUCGGACAAGACGGCAAGAAAGACCAAGAGCGACCCUGACGUGGUGGCGAAGCCGACGCUAAACACCAGCAGAAGCACAGAAACCACCCCAGCGCCCCCCAUCUCACCAAAAGGAGAUGUCGGAUUGGCGGGCAGUCAGGGCCCGGCCAACGACCAGAGUGCCGCCAGCGACGACAACGAGUCGCUGCGGCUGUGGCGGCGGAAUGACGACGAGGACGACAACGCCAGCCCCGUGCUCGAGACGACAACGCCGACCUACAAUCUGGAAGGCGAUGAGUUUCGGAAUGUCUGGGGCGCUGGUCAGCCGGGGCAAUAG